AUCAUCUGGGAGGAGGAGGAGGCUGCGCCGGGCUUCCUCGCCGGUUACAGCUCAGGAAGAUGCGACCGAGCUGAAACCCUUCAGACCCCCCAGACAGGUGCACAGCUCCUCUCACCGCAGGAAGGAGCGGAAACAGCGGGGAGGAGAAGAAGAGGGAGCUCGGCGCAGGGUCAGAUGUUCAUCCGGAUGGUGCUGAGGCUAAUCCCGUCAGAGCAAACAGGGCGGAUGCUGUGAGGGAAUACCCGACACAUUCAUCAGCAGCGGCCCGACACUUGACUUUACACUUACCCUUCUUUAAAGGCGACUCCAACCAGCGUCUGCUGUCAUCUUCAUCCUCGGUGAAAGUGAAUGAGAGGAGAUCCAAAGGAGGGAAGGAGAAGGAAGGCAGCCUCCACCACCACCACCAUCACCACCACCGCCGCCGCCGCUGUGGGAGAGAGGAGACUGAGGAGAAGCGGUGCGAGGAGGAUGCAGACCAGGCCGGACGACAUGGCCACGGAGGAGGCCGCAGACGGAGAGCUGGAGGCGGCUGCAGAGGCGACAGAGGUGGGGUCCGUGACACAGCAGGAGCAGGCCUUUGACGACGAGAUGGAGAGGCUGCUGGAGGAAAAUGAAGAUCUCAAGUGUGAGAUCGAAGAGAUGAGGACCGAGAUGGACGAGAUGAGAGACACUUUCUACGAGGAAGACACUUGUCAGCUGCAGGAGAUGAGGCGUGAGCUAGAGAGAGCCAAUAAAAACUGCCGGAUCCUGCAGUAUCGCCUGAGGAAGGCUGAGAGGAAGAGGCUGCGCUACGCCCAGACAGGAGAGAUUGAUGAGGAGCUGCUCAGGAGUCUGGAGCAGGAUUUGAAGGUAGCGAAGGAUGUGUCGGUGAGGCUGCACCACGAGCUGGAAAAGGUGGAGGAGAAACGCACAAAGACGGAAGAGGAGAAUGAAAAACUGAGGCAGAAACUCAUAGAGGUGGAAGUGACCAAACAAGCUCUGCAGAACGAACUAGACAAAUCCAAAGAGUCACAGAAGAGAAGAGGAAGUAAAGACAUCCAGAAGACAGACAAGAGAACAGCACAGACUCCUACUGAGGAGGACAAUGAGGACCUCAAGUGCCAGCUAGCAUUCAUCAAAGAGGAGGCCAUGCUCAUGAGGAAGAAGACGGCCAAGAUUGACAAAGAGAAGGACCGACUAGAGCAAGAGCUGCAGAAGUACCGGUCCUUCUAUGGAGAACUGGACAGCACCCAUCCUAAAGGAGAGGCCGGAGGGCCACCCACCACCCGCGAGUCAGAGUUGAAACUACGGCUCCGCCUGGUGGAGGAGGAGGCCAACAUCCUGGGGAGGAAGAUAGUUGAGCUGGAGGUUGAGAACCGAGGCCUGAGGGCUGAGCUCGAUGACCUCCGCGGCGAGGCCGAAGGAGCCGGGAGCUCCAGCAGCGGAGCGACGGGCGGGUCGGGCACAGGACGAGGCCUGGGCGACGAUCUGACCGAGCUUCGACAGCAGCUACAGCUGGUGGAGGACGAGGCGGAGCUGCUGAGGAGGAACCUCGCCGACGUCGAGGAGCAGAACAAGAGGGUGACGGCGGAGCUGAACAAGUUACGCUUCAAAGCGGGAACUCACGAGGGAGGCGGCAGGCAUGGAGGUGCAGGCGUCGACGGAGCCAAGACGGAGGCUCUGCAGGAGGAGCUGAAGGCAGCAAGAUUGCAGAUUAAUGACCUGAGUGGAAAGGUGAUGCAGCUGCAGUACGAGAACCGUGUGCUCCUCUCCAACAUGCAGCGUUAUGACCUGGCCUCCCAUCUCUCCCUGCGGCCCAGCCCGCGGGACAGCGACGCAGAGAGCGACGCGGGCGGCGCCACAAGCGGCCGGCGCGAGAGCGACGAAGACUCCUCCUCCUCCCGCCUUCUUCCUCCUCACCGCAAGCGCGAGGGCCCUGUGGGUGGAGAAAGUGACUCAGAGGAGGUCAGAAAUAACAACGGCAGCGGCCAUUGCCUGACGCCCACACGGGGUCUCUACACCCCCACGGGGCCCGAGGGCGCCGCCUCCUUUGCCCUGGCCCACUUCCUGCCCAGUGGCCGGUGCAGCGUGCGAGAGAGGCAGCAAAUGGUUGACAUCCGCAUGGAAGCAGAGAGGCUUGUGCGCACCGUUGACCGCCUCAUCGCCGACACGGCCACCAUCAUCUCCGAGGCGAGGGUCUACGUUUCUAAUGGCGACCUGAUGCUCGUGAGAGCAGGGGAGGAGGGGGGAGAGGAUGACGGGGGCAGGGUCAGAGAACACGAGCUGCUCUAUCGCAUCAACGCCCAGAUGAAGGCCUUCAGGAAGGAGCUGCAAGCAUUCAUAGAGAAACUGGAAGUGCCAAAGCUGGACGACAGAGACGCAGAGGAGCCGCUGUCGAUGUUCCAGCCCAUCAUUCUGCUCAUCCUCAUACUCGUGCUAUUCUCAUCCCUCUCCUAUGCCACCAUCUUUAAACUAGUCUUUCUCUUCACUCUCUUCUUCGUUCUGUGACGCACACAUCCAUCAUUUGCAUAAACCCUCCGUUUGUUUGUUGUUUGCUCCGUUGAUUUCCUUUAUUGCCCUCAUUAUUUGUUGCCAAGGUAACCAAAAGCACAGAACGAAAAAUACUCAGCACUUGCCUCAGCCGCAGGUUCAACACUGGAGACUCCAUUACCCAUAUCCCAUUGCUGUCAGCAUCCGUCCCUUGAGGAGGUAAUUAUAGCCAGGAUGCUGGUGACGACAGUUGCCCCCAUGGAGACUUCAAAUGAUGGAAUAAAUUUGAUCCGGGCUCCAAUGGCGCACCCCCGAGUAAACACUGGGGAGCGGUAUAAAGGCGCGGGUACCCCGUCUGGAACAGAAGUUGUUUACCCUUUAGCCCAACGCUCCUGACUUAACCUCGACAGGCCGAGGAGUGACGAAGGACAAGGGGGCACUUUAAAAAAGAUUUACGUAACACGGCAGAGGACAGAGCGAGAGGGGAUUUAACGAUCUGCCGCCUGGAGGAGCGGAUGUGUUGGAGAGGCCAGAGCGCACAGCAGCAAGUAGACAAGGCUGAGGAUUUAAAACAGGAGAGCAGAGGAAAAACGUGUUUGUAGGAUAAGUGUUUCAAGGUCAUCGACCCUUUCCGUCGCUCACUGCUAACCCCGCCGUGACCUCUGACUGAGCCGUCAAACAAGAGGAAAGGGGAAAUUGCCUUUCAAACAGGCCUCCGGACAUUCAGCAGC
Molecule: messenger RNA, 3200 nt
Organism: Solea senegalensis (Senegalese sole)
Lineage: Eukaryota; Metazoa; Chordata; Actinopteri; Pleuronectiformes; Soleidae
Product: protein SOGA3-like
Exons: 11
Coding region: 349-2487 (712 amino acids)
Biological process (GO): regulation of autophagy
Source: RefSeq, a predicted model, not a curated record